AUGAAGCUCUCCCACAUAUUCACAUUCGCUGUAACAGCUGCUGCUGCGUCUCUAAAGUCCCCAUCCCCCUCAGCCUUAUCCGACGUUACAAUCUUCGACCCACCAACAGACUACAAUCUUCCCCGAACUCUGUAUGCCCGCACAAUUGAGCUACCAAAUGGCGACCUCCUCUCAACAUGGGAAAACUAUUCCCCCGAGCCGCCGCUAGUCUACUUCCCAAUUUACCGCUCAAAAGACUAUGGUAAAACCUGGUCUGCGUACUCCAACGUUACUGACAAAGUGAACGGAUAUGGACUGCGCUACCAGCCGUUCCUAUACUAUCUCACGGAAUCUAUCGGCUCUUUCAAGGCGGGAACCCUUUUGCUAGCCGGAAAUAGUAUCCCAGAGGACCUCUCUACCACGCAUAUUGAGUUAUAUGCUUCGCAUGAUCAGGGACUGACCUGGGAGUUUGUGAGCCACAUUGCUAGUGGUGGUGAGGCGUUGCCCGAUAACGGUUUGACGCCUGUUUGGGAGCCGUUCCUUAUGGCUUACAAUGGAAAAUUGAUCUGCUACUACUCGGAUCAACGCGAUAAUACCACUUACGGACAGAAACUGGUUCAUCAAGUUUCGUCUGAUCUAAAGAAGUGGGGGCCGGUUGUCGAUGAUGUCGCCUACCCCACGUACACCGAUCGCCCUGGAAUGCCAACAGUCGCAAAGCUCCCGAACGGACAAUAUAUCUUCAUGUAUGAGUACGGCUCUUUCUUCAACACAUCAUCCUACUCAUUCCCCGUUUACUACCGCCUAUCCUCAAACCCGCUGGACUUCAACUCGGCCGAAGGAGUCGAAUUGAUCGCCACAGAUGGCACGAAGCCCACAUCUGCGCCUUAUGUAGUCUGGACAGCUUACGGGGGUAAGCACGGGACUAUCAUUGCAAAUGGACAGUCGUCCUCUUCCAUCUUUGUGAACAAGGCACUUGGAAAGGGCGAGUGGACAAAGAUCAGUUCGCCGGAGGUUGCUGCUUAUUCGCGGUCUCUGAGGGUUCUGGAGGGAGAAGGAAACUGGUUGGUUCUUACUGGAGGUGGUGACUCGGCUAGCACGACGGACAACUUGGUUAGUGUUAGUGUUAUGAACCUGAAGGGGUUGGUUUGA
Penicillium pulvis is the source of this 1128-nucleotide messenger RNA. RefSeq names its product sialidase family protein. Bases 1 to 1128 code for a protein of 375 amino acids. The record is from RefSeq and is a predicted model, not a curated record. Lineage: Eukaryota; Fungi; Ascomycota; Eurotiomycetes; Eurotiales; Aspergillaceae. The transcript is spliced from 4 exons.